This is a messenger RNA of Physcomitrium patens, 1568 nucleotides long. The record is from RefSeq and is a predicted model, not a curated record. NCBI's taxonomy places the organism in Eukaryota, Viridiplantae, Streptophyta, Bryopsida, Funariales, Funariaceae.
CGUUGUGGGCCGUUGCCGCGAGACCACCGACGAGGGGCCAGGCGAGGAGGACGUAGAGGCAGAGUGUCAUGGCGGAGGCAGGGGCCAGCACUUGGCAAGCAAAUUGGCGUGCGAUUGGGAUUCGGCGACUUGGGUUCUCCUCGUUGCACCUUUGCAUGCGUUUCGGCCAUGGCCGUGGCCGUGCGAGGAGCAAGAGCAGGAGUGGCACGCGACUUGCAGACCCUGCUAGGGUCAAUGAGCGUGAGGUCCAUUUCGUCAUCGGCACCAUUGUUCAAGGACCAUUCCGCAGACGAUUCAUCCCUGAAGCACAAUCCCUUGAAGCAUCAUAAUUCGAAGUCUUCAUCAGCCAGCGACCUGACUGGUGAGGAGGAAAUCGUAAAACCUAAAGAGAGGAAGAAGUUGCUUGUGCUAGGAGGGAAUGGCUUCGUGGGUUCGCACGUGUGUAUGGAAGCCCUCGCCAGAGGAGUCCCUGUUGUGAGCCUCAACCGAACUGGCCGACCCAACACAUCCGACAGCAGCUGGACGAACAAUGUCGUGUGGGUUCGAGGUGAUUUAUUUGAUCCAUCUCGGUGGGAAGGUUCAUUAGACGAAGUGCAGUCAGUGAUUUCAUGUGUUGGAGGUUUUGGGACAAACGAGCAGAUGCGGCGCAUCAAUGGUGAGGCAAAUCGAAGUGCCGUUUGGGCUGCCUCGAAAGCGGGUGUAAAGAAAUUCGUAUACGUCUCCAUCGCGGACUUUGGCCUGCCCCCCUUCGUGUUGCCAGGCUACUUUGAGGGGAAGAAGAUGGCCGAGGACGCCGUGCGGUCAAAAUUCCCCUACUCUGGUGUAAUUCUGAGGCCAGGCUUCAUUUACGGGACACGAAAGUUUGGUGGCGUGAACUUACCCCUUGGCAUCAUAGGAACUCCUUUGGAAACCGUUAUGACGCAGGCAAAAGUUCUCUCUCAAAUUCCUCUUGUAGGUCCCCUGUUUGUACCUCCUGUGAAUGUCGAAGCCGUAGCAAAGGCCGCAGUUAAGGCUGCCCUUGGCCCUGUUCCCCCUGGAGUGAUGGAUGUGUGGAGUAUUAUACGACUUGGAAGCCACUGAAACGUUCGUAACAUUUGUAACCUAAUUUGUCUGAUUCUAUCAUUCCUAAAUCCUGUGGCUACCGGGCAAACUCUCACGAUUGGUACCACAACAAAGAAGCUGAAUUCGGAUGCCAUUGGUUCUACUUCUUUGCGCUGUAAAUUUGUAUCUUUGAAUUGGUAAAAUGAUAUUUCAUGAGUCGGCUAGUUGCUAUCUCUGGCCGAGAAAUAUCGAAAUUAUGCUACUGGGCAGUGCAAUUCAUGUUGCAAAUUUGUCAUGUGCUGCUGGAAAGGAUGCUUCCUCAGCAAAUGAAGGAACACAAUAUCUUUUGAUUUUGUUUGGAUGCCUCUCCCUACAAGAAACGUCUGUGUAACAUGAGGUCCUUCGGUAAUGUCGGGAGAUAACCUUCAGGGUAACGGCAAGCCUUUUCACAAAAUUUCAGCUGGCAGCUCAUGCAGCUGCUUUAUGUUGUGAGUACGAUGUUAAUUGAGCUUUUGAUUUUUCUUCAA